Arachis duranensis is the source of this 1787-nucleotide messenger RNA. Its product is annotated as transcription factor bHLH122. Bases 148 to 1353 code for a protein of 401 amino acids. NCBI's taxonomy places the organism in Eukaryota, Viridiplantae, Streptophyta, Magnoliopsida, Fabales, Fabaceae. The record is from RefSeq and is a predicted model, not a curated record. Gene Ontology annotation, biological process: regulation of transcription by RNA polymerase II. The transcript is spliced from 7 exons. Gene Ontology annotation, cellular component: nucleus. Gene Ontology annotation, molecular function: DNA-binding transcription factor activity, RNA polymerase II-specific; protein dimerization activity; RNA polymerase II cis-regulatory region sequence-specific DNA binding.
UUUCAUUUCAAUUGCUGAAAUAAAAGCAUCUCCACCUCCACCUUUGUUCUGUUCAUAUGCAGUCAUGUGUAUUAAUCGUUAUCAUUAAUUCAUUAUACACGCUUAAUUUAGUUUAAUUAGAAGUUGUGCUUCUGAAGAAGUGAAGAAAUGGAGUCAGAUCUUCAGGCACCGAGUUCGAACGGGUUGACACGGUACCGAUCGGCACCGAGUUCAUACUUCACGGACAUAAUUGACCGCGAAUUCUACGAGCACAUUUUCAACCGUCCGUCAAGUCCAGAAACAGAGCGAGUCUUCUCCAGGUUCAUGAACAGUCUCCGUGACGAUGCUGCACCUGAAGACGAUUCACUCCAUCUCGAUUCUUCUUCUGUCAAAGAAGAACACGAUAUCACUCCCUCGCAACCUCUUCUUUUUCAACACCAGCAGCAGCAGCAGCAGAACAACGUCAAUAGCUUCAACUAUCAAAGCACGUCGAGACCGCCGUUGCCGAAUCAGAAUCAGAAUCUUGCUUCCUCCGGUGGUGUAGAAGGAGUGUAUUCUAAUAAUAAUAAUAACAAUAAUCGGUUGCCGCAGAUGAAGAAUCAAUCUAAUCUUGUUAGGCACAGUAGCUCACCUGCUGGACUAUUUUCCCAAAUUCACAUUGAAAAUGGGUAUGUUGUUGAUAUGCGAGGGAUGGGAACUUUAGGAGCAGUAAAUAAGAGUGUGGAAGAAGUGAAGUUCUCUUCUUCAAGGACAAGGAGGUUGAAGAAUCCACAGAACUACUCCUCCUCCGCCUCCGGGAGAAUGUCUUCAAUAGCUGAGAUUGGCAACAGGGAUAGCAGAGAAGACAAUCCAGAUGCUGAAGCUUUUGGAGAAACCCACGGCGAGGAUUUCAUCACGGAGUUCGCGCCCUGGGAUGAUUCCGUCGCCGUGAAUGACAUUGUUGCUGGUCUAAAAAGAUUCAGAGAUGAUGAUGUGAAGCCAUUUUCUUCUGGUUUGAAUGCAGCUGAGACUCAGAACGAAAGUAGAGGACAGCAAGCUGCUCCUUUGGCUCAUCAAAUGAGUUUGCCAAAUACUUCAGCUGAAAUGGCAGCCAUUGAGAAGUUCUUGCAAUUUUCAGAUUCUGUUCCGUGCAAAAUUCGUGCCAAGAGAGGCUGUGCCACUCACCCAAGAAGCAUUGCAGAGAGGGUUAGAAGAACUAAAAUAAGUGAGCGUAUGAGGAAACUACAAGAUCUGGUGCCUAACAUGGACAAGCAAACAAACACAGCAGACAUGUUGGAUUUGGCUGUCGAUUACAUCAAAGACCUUCAAAAGCAAGUUGAGACGCUUUCAGACUGUCAAGCUAAGUGUACGUGUUCUUCCAAGCCACAGCAAUAACAGGAAAGAGGGGGUGACAUUUAUAUCUACUUUUAGUCUUUAUGUACAGAUUUGUAAUAAUUUGGUUACGAAGCUAAGAUAUAGGGUAGGUUUUCUCUGUUUCUGCACUUUCAAAGAUGACAUUUAUGAUUAUGUGAACCCUUAAUGUACACAGAAGAAAAGAGAGAGAGAGAGAGAUAAAUUUAUGUGGCUGUGGCUGUAGUGUAGGAAGCCACACCAAUGUGCCAUCUUCUUCAACGGUUGAAGAAAAUUCAACCAUAAAAAGCGGACUUUUGAAGGCACAUGACAUUGGAUCUGUACAAAAUUUUAUUUUGUAAGUUAUUGCUUUGUAAGCCUUCAAGGGCCCCAUUUGUAGAACUCUUGAUCUGAUCUUGCAGUAUAUUAUGAAAAAAACUCAAAUUCAUUAAUAAUAUUAAGUUAUGAAUAUUGUUAGA